This is a messenger RNA of Amphiprion ocellaris (clown anemonefish), 2987 nucleotides long. RefSeq names its product family with sequence similarity 98 member B (gene tslig3b). Gene Ontology annotation, cellular component: tRNA-splicing ligase complex. The transcript has 8 exons. NCBI's taxonomy places the organism in Eukaryota, Metazoa, Chordata, Actinopteri, Pomacentridae. The coding region runs from base 125 to 1273 and encodes 382 amino acids. The record is from RefSeq and is a predicted model, not a curated record.
AUAGUUUACCGGAACACAACGAAAGCAUGACAGCGGUGGAGAAAUGAAUGGGUGCUAAAGCUGUUUGUGUUGUUGUGUCCGUCAUGUUUUGAAUAGAUAAACAGAAACAGUCAAGGGCUGAGUGAUGGAGUGCGACAUUUUGGACUCUUUAGAGCAGCUCGGCUAUGACGGUCCUCUGCUGGAGGAGAAGGCGCUGCUCAGAGCCGCAGAGGGAGGCCUGUCCUCCCCGGAGUAUGUGGACCUUUGCCGGUGGCUGUCAUCCAAGUUACAGCCGCUGUCUGACCUGGAGGAGAGCAUCACUUCCGGUCCAGAGGACAUGGACAGCCUCCAGGCAGAGAUGAGCGGUUUGCUGAAGGAGCUGCACUGUCCUUAUGUAGAAGUCGUUUCAGGGAUUCUCAAGGGCACUGAGCGAAAUACAAAAGAGCAUCUCAAGUUUGUCUUGUUUUUAGCUUCUGAGCUCCAGGCGGCUCAGAUUGUGAGGAGCAGGCGAGUCUGUGAGAAACAACAAGGCAAGAGUCCAGCGUUCGAGGAGCUUCAAGUGAUCUGUGAAACGCUAAAACUGUCAGAACCCAGAGGACAGGACACAGCACGAGUUUUCUCUCAAGUGCAAAACAAGGUUGAAAAGCUACUUGCUGAUCUUCCUAAUGCCUCUGUUGGAAACCCAGUGUUGAAGAAACCUCUCGACAGUGAACAUUGGGAGAAGCUACACAACAUAAACGCAGCUCUGUCGUCAGAGUACGAGUGUCGCCGCAGGAUGCUGAUCAAACGUCUGGACGUCACAGUUCAGUCGUUCGGAUGGUCAGACAGAGCAAAGGUGAGGGUGGACAGUAUGGCCAGAGCCUACCAGCCUAAGCGACACUCUCUGAAGCCCCAGUCCACAGUAGACAUGGCUGAGCUGCUGGCUGCCAGAGAAGACAUCUGCAACGUGGUGAAGACCAGCAGCGGCUCCAGCAGAGAAAAGACUGCUUGUGCUGUCAACAAGAUCCUGAUGGGAAGAGUGCCGGACCGUGGAGGACGUCCAUCAGAGAUACAAGCGCCACCUCCGGAGAUGCCGCCCUGGCAGAAAAGACAAGAUGGUGGAGGAGGAGGUGGGUGGGGAGGACGAGGCGGUGGUGGCGGAGGAUGGGGACAAGGAGGACGAGGUGGUGGAGGAGGUUGGAAAGGAGGAGGAGGAGGACGAUGGAACCAAGGAGGACACAGUAGACAUGGAGAUUAUGGAGGACAUGGUGGAUAUGGAGGACACGGAGGCAAGAGAGGACGGUACCAGCACUAGCUUCUUCACAUUUUUCUCGUGUGUUGGUGUUAUUUUUUAAAGCUGAUCCAGAUGUAGUUUUCCCUAUGAACUCAAUUUUUUUUUUUUGGAGGGAGAAAACCUUUCUUAUCUGGUGAAAAACUGGCAGCAUGAGGUGGUAAAUCAUCCUCUUUGGGAUGAUUGUAAAGCUCUACUUUGAUUUUAUCAGUGUUUCAUUUAGUUCUUUUCAAUAUUCUUAUUAGUGAACGUCGCAGUCAUAAUAUGUAUUUUGUGUCAAAUAACUUAACAUGCACAUCGAGCCAUAAUGUCCCAAAUUUAAAGCACAUACUAAUUUCAAGGAGGUUUUAAGUGUGUAAAUGCAGAAAAAGUGGCAAAAUGAGGAAUACUUUGAUCCAAAUCCACAGGAAAAGAGGGAGAGACUUAUUGUGGAUGUUAGUCUGACAUCUCAGAAAACCCAAAAUGACCUUGAAUCUUUUAGAAAAACAAAUAGUAAAGCUUGUGUCAUAAACAAAAUACUAGAAAUAUUAGAUUUACUGUUAGUCUGUAUUAUGGUACUGGGACACAUGCUUGCAUCUUCAGUAUAUUUAAACAUAUACUUUUGUACACUGAAAUACACAAAGACACUACAUACUGGAUGCUUGCGGAAAAAAAUACGAGUUCUUCCCACUAAAAGUUUUGCUUGUGCACCGACGGAUGUAGCGAUAAACUGAAGAAUGCCGGUGAUGAUGCCUAAAAAUCACCGGUCAGCUCCAACAUUCAAACCAGCUGCCUAAUGUGUAGUUUUGUGUAGUUUACUCUUAGGUGUCUAAAACAGCUUUGACAUGUUGAGACUCUACAAGACCUCUGAGCACCUAAAUGUUAGCAGCACAUCUGACUUGUUUUUCCAGCACAUCCCACAAAUGCUCAGUUAGAUUGAGAUCAUAUCACAUCUUGAACUUUGUCAUGUUCCUCAGAUCAUUCUGGAUCAAUUUUUGCAUUGUGGCAGUGCACUUUAACCAGCAGAAAGAGGCCACUGCUAUCGGGGAACACCAUGAAGAGGUGUGUGUGGUCUGCGACAAUGUUAAGGCAGUCUAACAUCUUUCUGUCAUAGCCAGGACUAAAGUUUUCAGUAGUUUGUGCUAGAGUAGCUCUUCACAUCACACAGGGCAUUGAGCCUUAGAUGUCUAUGACCCUGUCGCUGGUUCCCCGUUGUCCUUCCUUAGACCGCUUCUGGUAACCACAACACCCCACAAGACCUGCCACUCAAUUUGGCCCUUGUCAAAGUUGUUAAGAUUUUUAUGUUGCCCAUUUUUCCAACCUCAAACCUGUUCCAAAUCACAUACUGUUUCAUGCAGUGUAAUGGAGCCCUACACCGAUCAGCCUCAACAUUAUGACCACUGACAGGUGAAGUGAAUAACACUGAUCAUCUUGUUGUAAUGCAACGUUCUGCUGGGAAACCUUGAGUCCUCACAUUCACGUGGAUGUCUGACAUGUACCACCCACCUAAACGCUGCAGGACAGAGUGACUGAAACUGCUGCUAACAUCGAGGACAAUGUAAGGAUUGUACUAAAACAUGGACCCUCAGCUACUAAAUCAUACUGUAGCUCUAAUGUUUGAUCCUUCAGUGUGUCCUCUACAUCAAAACAUAGGAAAGAAAUAUCACAUUUUACAUUUCAUACUGAAAAAUAUCAGAUUUCCUGUAAGAUUGUGUAACAUCUUCAUAGGGACUCUUUCAAUAAAUAUCUAUUCCAAUAA